GCACGCACCGUGCGCACCCGCCCCGCCUCUUUCCCCGGGCUCUCUUCAGCAGCCGGGGACCCAUCCUUCCUCCCGCCUCCGGCUCCCCCAAAGCUGCCGCUUCCUCCUCCUAUUAGUCCUCCUCGCCGGCCUCCUCCUAUUUCCCGCGCGGUCCCAGCCCUCUGGCCCUCCCCCUCCGUCCCCCCAGCCCGUGAUUAUCUGGCGCUUCGCAGUUGCUGUAGCAGAGCCCCAACCCUGAAUACGCUCGCUACCCACGGGCGCUUCCUCCGCCGCGUUUCCUCCGAGCUCGGGAUGGGGUGCUUGCUGCUGCUGCUGCUGCUCGCCGGGGCGGCCCCCGGGGGCUCCUGGGCCUUCUACCUGCCCGGCUUGGCUCCGGUCAGCUUCUGCGAGGUGGGCAGAGAGAUCUCCAACUGCAAGCAUUUAAUAGAGCUCUUUGUGAACAGACUGGAUUCGGUGGAAUCAGUUUUGCCUUAUGAAUAUGAUGCCUUUGACUUUUGCAAAGAUUCAGAAGAAAAAAGGCCUUCGGAAAAUCUUGGCCAAGUGCUGUUUGGAGAGAGAAUAGCGUCAUCGCCAUACAAGUUUACUUUUAACCAUGAAGAAAAAUGUGUGAAAGUGUGUGUAAAAUCUUACGAUCCCAAAAACGAGAGUGAAAAGAAGAAGCUGGCCUUUUUGAAGAAAGGAAUACAGCUGAACUACCAGCACCACUGGAUCAUCGAUAAUAUGCCAGUAACGUGGUGCUAUGAUGUGGAGGAUGGACAAAAGUACUGUAAUCCGGGAUUUCCGAUAGGAUGCUUUGUCACCCCGAGCGGUAGAGUGAAAGAUGCUUGUAACAUUAACUCUGAAUUUAACAAAAAAAACACUUUUUACCUCUUCAAUCAUAUUGACAUCACCAUCACAUAUCACAGUGCAAAGGAUGAAAAUUGGCCCGGAGCACGGCUGGUUACUGCUAGGCUUGAGCCGAAAAGCUAUAAACAUACAGAUGAAGAUCAUCUAACUUGUGAAGGCCCCCCUAUGGAAAUACCUGGGGAAUUUACUCAGAAGCAGAAGCUGAUCUACACUUACUCUGUGAAAUUUGAAGAGAACAAUAGCAUCAAAUGGGCGUCUCGAUGGGAUUAUAUUUUGGAGUCUAUGCCUCAUACCAACAUCCAGUGGUUUAGUAUAAUGAACUCCCUCGUUAUUGUUCUUUUCUUAUCUGGAAUGGUGGCCAUGAUUUUACUAAGAACUCUCCAUAAAGAUAUUGCAAGAUACAAUCAGAUUGAUUCCGCUGAAGAUGCUCAAGAGGAAUUUGGCUGGAAGUUGGUUCACGGGGAUGUCUUUAGACCUCCAAAGAAGGGAAUGCUGCUGUCUGUGUUCCUGGGUCAGGGAACACAGAUUUUCAUUAUGACCUUUAUUACAUUAUUUUUAGCUUGCCUUGGGUUCCUUUCACCUGCCAAUCGAGGUGCAUUAAUGACCUGUGCAGUCGUACUGUGGGUCCUGCUGGGAACUCCCGCCGGCUACGUGUCUGCUAAGAUGUAUAAGACAUUUCGAGGUGAAAGGUGGAAGACGAAUGUUUUGCUGACAGCACUCUUAUGCCCCGGCAUCGUCUUUGCUGACUUCUUCAUCAUGAAUCUGAUUCUUUGGGUGAAGGGAUCAUCGGCCGCGAUCCCUUUCGGUACCCUGGUAGCCAUCCUUGCCAUGUGGUUCGGCAUCUCGGUCCCCCUAACGUUCCUCGGCGCCUAUUUUGGAUUCAAGGAAAAGCCAAUUGAGCACCCGGUUCGUACGAACCAGAUCCCCCGGCAGAUCCCCGCGCAGUCCUUCUUUACAAAGCCCUUACCUGGUAUCAUCAUGGGCGGCAUCUUACCCUUUGGCUGUAUUUUCAUCCAACUCUUUUUCAUCUUGAACAGUAUUUGGUCUCAUCAGAUGUACUACAUGUUCGGCUUUCUCUUCCUAGUUUUUAUCAUUCUUCUCAUCACUUGCUCAGAAGCUACGGUUUUGCUUUGCUAUUUUCAUUUAUGUGCAGAGGACUACCAUUGGUGGUGGAGGGCAUUCCUCACCAGCAGUUUCACAUCCAUUUACCUCCUCAUCUAUGCAGUCCACUACUUCUUCUCGAAACUCCAAAUCACAGGAGCCGCCAGUACCAUUUUGUACUUCGGGUACACGAUGAUCAUGGUCUUAAUUUUUUUCCUUUUCACAGGGACCAUUGGAUUUUUUGCCUGCUUCUGGUUUGUUAGCAAGAUUUAUAGUGUCCUGAAGGUGGAUUGAGAAGUCACUGAGAGAUCGUCCUUGCUGUUGGGUUCUUAAAGAAAUGUUAACUGUGAGCGAGGAAACUUUAUUUGGAGACAUCAGAGCCGAAUAGUUUAUGUGACAUAAAACAUCACUGUUAUAGGGAAAAAAGGCCUGGGGGGUGGGGGGGAGUCACGGGUUCAUAUUUGUUGUUUGUUGUUUUCUUGCAACAUUUUUCUUCCAAAAGGAUUUAAUUUGAAACAGUACAAGUGACUGAAAGUCAGUUUCUUUUCAAAGCAACGUGAGACCAUUGAUAUUCUAGUUUCACUGUUCUCCCCUGCUUCCUGCUGACCCCGACCCCCUCCCCCACUCCUCCCCGGUUUUUGUUCAGCACCAGUGACCACGCCAUCAGAAUGUAGAGGGAAAAUCCUUAUGUGAAAUGUGAAUUUUUCUAACUCAGAAAAUGUCGGAGCCUUUUUCCCCACCUUGUCCAGCUUGGCGAUCUCAUUUGUUUAGCAAGACGUUAGAACUGAUGAAAUAGCAAACACUGCUGUCUUUGUCAUUCAAUAAAACCGCAUACCUCUA
Antechinus flavipes (yellow-footed antechinus) is the source of this 2787-nucleotide messenger RNA. Its product is annotated as transmembrane 9 superfamily member 2-like. Gene Ontology annotation, cellular component: membrane. Gene Ontology annotation, biological process: protein localization to membrane. The coding region runs from base 292 to 2241 and encodes 649 amino acids. The transcript has 17 exons. The record is from RefSeq and is a predicted model, not a curated record. Lineage: Eukaryota; Metazoa; Chordata; Mammalia; Dasyuromorphia; Dasyuridae.